Molecule: messenger RNA, 1539 nt
Organism: Fusarium coffeatum
Lineage: Eukaryota; Fungi; Ascomycota; Sordariomycetes; Hypocreales; Nectriaceae
Exons: 4
Coding region: 1-1539 (512 amino acids)
Biological process (GO): sphingosine biosynthetic process
Cellular component (GO): cytoplasm; membrane; intracellular membrane-bounded organelle
Source: RefSeq, a predicted model, not a curated record
AUGGCUACAGACAUUGUUAUAAAGAUGGAUGGAGACGUCGGAAUGCAGCUCCUAUUGGAGGGCAAGAAAAAACUGACUAUCGGUGUCGGAGGCUUGGAGCUUAAUGACCCUGUUGCCAAGAAAGCUGGUCGCUCUUCUUGCGCUCCUUUCACUAGCACUGGAGCUUCCAAGGAUACAAUCCCCUUCUACAACGUGCUGUGGGCCGAAUUCGCCAACAACCACAUUACGAUCGACUACGCUAUCCAUGCUUCGAAAAAGCUGAUCAAGCCCGGAAAAUGGGAAUUCGAACUCGCUACCGACGAUGAGGACGAGGAGAACAGCGCAACUCCGGUCGAAACUUUCGUCAAGACACUAUUGUCGCACGCCUACGGUGAUGCGCCGCCUCGUAAACGCGCCUAUGUAUUGGUCAACCCGAACUCUGGACCUGGAAAGGCUGUCAAGCAAUGGGAGAAUGAGGUGAAGCCACUUCUCGACGCCGCUAAAAUGCAACUCGAUGUUGUCAUUCUCAAGCGUGGCGGCGAGGCUGUUGAGCUGGCACAAAAUGCCGACUUGUCGAGGUACGAUACCAUCAUGGCGUGUUCCGGAGAUGGCACGCCACACGAAGUUUUCAACGGACUUGCCAAGCGACCCGAUGCUGCGAAAGCGCUGUCUACAAUGGCAGUCAGUCACAUUCCUUGCGGUUCAGGUAAUGCAUUCUCGUGCAACCUAUACGGCUCCAAUCAUCCCUCCUUUGCCGCCCUGGCUAUCAUCAAAGGUAUCGUGACUCCAUUAGAUCUGGUAUCAGUUACCUCUGGUAGCAACCGCAUCAUAUCUUUCCUUUCCCAGAGCCUGGGCCUCAUCGCAGAAUGUGAUCUUGGCACAGAGAACAUGCGUUGGAUGGGCAGUGCGCGAUUCGAAGUUGGUGUUGUGCAACGCAUGUACAAGAAGAAAUGCUACCCUUUUGACCUGGCGGUCAAGGUUGAGAUUGAGGAGAAGGAAGGUGUCAAGGCGCACUACAAGCAUCAUGCGAGCACCACAAGCCUUGCUCAGCUGGCUAAGAGCGCUGGGUCGCAAUCUAUGUCCGACGAUGCUGGCCUGCCAGAACUGAAGUACGGCACCAUCCAGGACGAGCUUCCUGAAGGCUGGGAGAUGAUCCCUUACGACAAUGUGGGCACUUUCUAUGCCGGCAAUAUGGCCUACAUGUCUCCCGAUGCUCCCUUUUUCGCCGCCUCACUGAUUUCUGAUGGUUUGAUGGAUCUGGUCACCAUUGAUGGCAACUUGCCCUUCCUCACCGCAAUCAGGGUCCUUCUUGACGUUGGAGCUGAGCGAUUGUUCGACAACCCUCACGUCACUUACAAGAAGAUCUCGGCGUAUCGCAUCAUCCCCCGUGAUCAGGACGACGGCUACAUCAGCAUCGACGGCGAGAAGUGUCCGUUUGGGCCGUUCCAGGCUGAGAUUCAUCAGGGUCUCGGAAGAGUCAUCUCGAAGGCUGGUAGGUAUGAGGCGUCCGGGCCAAAGGGCUGGGACAAGGUAACAUUGGCCGAUCGUAUCCACAGCUAA